GGUCUUCCUCUCCAAAGAUGACACAGCAGAUGAAGGACCUCCAGCUGGCACAGACCAAGAAGCCACCAGGCCCCUCGUCGCCCAAUGCUGCCAAGAGGCUGUACAGGAACCUGUCUGGGAAGUUCCGGGGUGAACUACACAUCGUUCGAUGAAAGCAGCUUGGCGGCACGAAAUGAAAAGGAGAGGCUGCGGAAAUCAUGCCUUUUUCAGGGGAAUUCUGCACUCUUUGAAGCAGUGGAAAUGCAAGAUCUUGAUCGGGUACAAGAAUUACUGAAGCAAUACAGUGUGGAGGAGCUGGAUCUCAACACACCGAAUAGCGAGGGUCUGCUUCCACUAGAUAUAGCGAUCAUGACCAACAAUGCACCCAUAGCGAAGACAUUACUGCAGGCCGGAGCAAAGGAGAGCCCACACUUUAUGAGCUUGGAAAGCCGGUCGCUCCAUCUGACCACACUGGUGCGGGAAGCUGAACAAAGAGUAAACGAUCUCACUGCCCAAGUUGUUAACGAAGCUCCAAAUGCAGAUUGUUCGGAAAAAGAAAAGCAGCUGAAGUCUUGGGAGUGGCGAUAUCGGCUAUACAAGCGCAUGAAAGCGGGAUUUGAGCAUGCACGGGUUCCGGAUCCUCCCACCAAUGUUCGACUAGCGGUAACCAGCAGUACCACGCUGCAAGUGACAUUCCAGGAGCCAUUGAGUGUCAACUCUGCUGUUGUCACAAAAUACAAAGUGGAAUGGAGCUUAUCAUCUUCAUUCUCUCCAAAUGUGGGAGAGGUGGUUAUCGAGAAGCUGAGAAACUUGCAGUUUAACAUCAGAGGUCUUGUUUCAGGCACAAGAUACUAUGUUCAGGUAUCUGCAUAUAACAUGAAAGGAUGGGGAGCGGCACAACCUUCACUUCCAGCUUUUGCUAUUCCAUCCAAUUGGCAUGAGUAUGAUGGUCGUGCACCAAGAAGAAGAGGUCAAGCAGAAGCCCUGGAUCUUCUGCUUAGCCAGGUGAAGACGGGUCACCAGCACUGUGUGUGUCACGAACCGUUCAAGAACCAGCCGCAGAGCAGAAAGCAUUCUGUUUCCAAGAGCUUGAAGCACCUUUUUCAUCCCAGUAGCAAGUUUCUUAAAGGCCUCAAAAGGGGUCUGUACCUUGCCUCCAUAUUUUAUAAGGAUGACAAUGUUCUAGUGACUCACGAAGACCAGAUACCAGUGGUGGACAUAGAUGACUCAUAUUCAUGUCUCUUGAUGCAAGACUUCUUGUGGUUCACUAAGGUAUCAUGCAUGUGGGAUGACAUCCUAUGGUUGCGGCAGUGUGUUACCGUGUCACAGUCCUCUUGUUCAUGUAUCCUGCAAACUCGCUUUAAGAUGCUGCUAGCCGUGUCACAAAUGCAGGGUCUACUAGGAUUCCAAGACUUGGGGCAGGUUUUCUUCGAGCCCAUUAAAGACAAGCAAGGAAAUAUUCUGAUUGUGACUCUGAAGGAGGUGAAACUGAGCCAGACGCUGGAGAACGUACGCUGGAUGCCGGUGUUUAAACUGCAGACUCACAGGAAGUCUGUCUCAUCACCGGAGGAGCCCAGCGCUUUGGAUGUCCUACUGAUGACACUGCAUGAGAAACUGGCUUACCACAGAAGAAGCAGCCAAGCUUUGCCUCCUGGCCUCUAUCUGGGAUAUCUGAAGCUGUGCAGUGCGGUAGACCAGAUCCGAGUGUUGGUUCCUGAACGAUUACCCAACAUCCUCUGUAAUGUCAAAAUACGAGCCAAUUCAAACGUAUCCAGGGAAGAAUGGGAGUGGCUUCAGACCUUAGCCAGUGUGGAUGAACCAAUCACCAGUGAGCAGGACUCCGAAGGCUGCCAAAGUCUAUUACUGCAGGAACUUAGGAAGGCUGUGAAAGAUCUAAUGGGUCAAGUCAACAUUCCUCGUGAAGAGGCUAAAGACUUCCGUCUCUACAGUCAAGAGGUUCUGGAGUUUGGAGGCCAGGUCUCCUUUUUAUUGUUGCUGCCUCCAUCAGAUGAUGUCUGCACAGCUCCUGGCCAGAACACCCCCUAUACUCCCUACUCAGGAUUCCUCACACUGCCCCUUCAAAUUUUUGAGCUAGUUAACUUUUUCACAUACGAUCGUGAUUUUAUCAGUCAGUAUUGUCAGUUAUCUGCCAUGUUGGAGCUGGAGUCUUUGUUGUCACAGCAAAGUCUUAGGGAGGCCUUCUCUGAUACCGAACUCACAACAGCGAAGCAGCGCCAUCAGCAAGUGCAGGAUUUUGUACAGCAAAUGGAAGAAAUCUGGGAGAGAAGUGCGCUGGAUGAUGGAUGCCCUUCAACAUGCCAGGUACAAACAGCCAUCAUGUGCUGUGCCACUCACCUGGUUCCUCAGUGUGGCUGGAGACAUUCUACUAAAAGAGAAACCUCAGUCCAACUCAUCUCACCUAGACUACUUUCCAUCUCCGACGACCCUCACCUGAAACCAACAGGAAGCUUAACACCGAUCUCCUAACCACUCCCUAUUCUGACAAUGAACUGUUGGAUGUAAAGUUUGCAAACCAGUCUUCCCCUCUUCUAGAUUCUCAUGGUAUAUCUGAUGAAGAGGGCUCUUCUGAAGUCUUCCUUGCUACGGACAGUGAUUAUGACUCUAGUAGAGCCCAGAGUCCAAAGGAGUUAGAUCUGGUUUAUCCCUCUGGUCAGGAGUGUAGCAGGAGAAACAUCCGCAGCUUCAGAGAUGGGGACACCUGAUGUACUUCAAACACAUGAGCCCAAAGUAAUGACUCAGGAAGACGACCGCCCACAGCAGCUUUAUGAUAGUGACUUUGUGCUUCCCAGCCGCCAGAUUGAACUCCUACGCAUUACAGAAAAGCGGCAAGCCUACUGUGUCCGUACCAGCAGCUUGGACUUCCCCAAACAGCCUUACAAGGCAUCUCGGAAGUCAUGCCCAGGUUCUGUUGAUAGUUCUCCAACAGAGUCAAAGCCUACAGGUUAUCGCAGUAUUCGUGGGCUAAGGACAAGCACUUCUUUUAGCCCAGACCAUGAUCAGCCAUGUGAAAGCUCACGACGGAUUCACCGCACACACUCUGUUGAGUGGACAAAUGACUUCCAAGAACCUUUGGAACCAAGAACUGUAGCAGGUCAAGGGAAAAAGAACAACUCUGUAACUCUACGGAUAUAUCCGCAGUAUGACACUGGUCUGUCUAAAGAAAUGAGUGUUAAGUUGCACAUUACAAGCAAGACACAGGCCCAGGAAGUUGUAAAGCUGGUGGUCCUUCAGAUGAAUGAGAUCUCCAGGAGCAUGCUGGGAAGUACAGAAGGCUACUGCUAUGCUGAAGACCAGCUAGACCACUUUGCACUGGUUUUCACUUCAGAAAACAACAAGGAACAGUGGCUGGCUGAUGAUUUUCUACCUUUCGCACUCCAGAAUGUGUGGAACAAGGGUCACUUCUCUGUCCGCAUCCGAGAGACUUCUCCUUUACACUUUCAGUAUGGUCCUGCUACAACGGUAUAA
Molecule: messenger RNA, 3465 nt
Organism: Staurois parvus
Lineage: Eukaryota; Metazoa; Chordata; Amphibia; Anura; Ranidae
Source: the annotation of a GenBank genome assembly